Messenger RNA from Lycium ferocissimum, 1250 nucleotides. RefSeq names its product inositol oxygenase 1-like. The transcript is spliced from 10 exons. The record is from RefSeq and is a predicted model, not a curated record. Bases 156 to 1070 code for a protein of 304 amino acids. Gene Ontology annotation, cellular component: cytoplasm. Gene Ontology annotation, biological process: inositol catabolic process. Lineage: Eukaryota; Viridiplantae; Streptophyta; Magnoliopsida; Solanales; Solanaceae. Gene Ontology annotation, molecular function: inositol oxygenase activity; iron ion binding.
CCUUCUUUUAUAACCUAAAAUAUGCCACCGCCUAUUUUUCUCUCUUAUCUAUAUGGUCCCUUCUUGAUUUUUAUAUUUUUAUUUUACAUUAUCAAAAGUUUAGAUUUAGGUCCUUGUGUUAUGGUUUGUGGGUUGCCUCUUUUUUUCAUUCAACCAUGACUAUCCUCAUUGAGCAGCCUCACUUUGAGAUCCAGGCAGAGGAGAAGAAGAUCCAUGACAAUGAAACGGAAUUGGUAUUGGAUGGUGGAUUUACUGUGCCCCAAACCAAUGCAUUUGGCCAUAACUUUAGGGAUUACAAUGUAGAAAGUGCAAGGCAAGGGGGGGUAGAAAAUUUUUACAGGAUCAAUCACUUGAAUCAGACCUAUGAUUAUGUAAGGAGGAUGAGGGCAGAAUAUGCAAAAAUGGACAAGGCAGAAAUGAGUAUCUGGGAAUGCUGUGAACUACUGAAUGAUGUGGUUGAUGACAGUGACCCUGAUUUGGAUGAACCUCAAAUUCAACACCUGUUACAAAGUGCUGAAGCCAUUAGGAAAGACUAUCCUGAUGAAGAUUGGCUCCAUUUGACUGCCCUUAUUCAUGAUCUGGGGAAAGUGCUUCUACUUCCUAGCUUUGGCGAGCUUCCUCAAUGGGCUGUUGUUGGUGACACAUACCCUGUUGGCUGUGCUUUCGAUGACUCUAUUGUCCACUCCAAGUACUUUAGGGAAAAUCCUGACUACAAUAAUCCAGCUUACAACUCCAAAUAUGGAGUUUACUCGGAGGGUUGUGGUCUGGAGAAGGUUAUGAUGUCAUGGGGUCACGAUGAUUAUAUGUAUUUGGUUGCAAAAGAGAAUGGGACAACAUUGCCAUCAGCUGGUCUUUUCAUCAUUAGAUAUCAUUCAUUUUACGCCCUGCAUAGGUCCGGAGCUUACAAGCACCUGAUGAACGAGGAAGAUAAGGAAAAUCUUAAGUGGCUUCAUGUUUUUAACAAGUACGACUUAUACAGCAAAAGCAAAUUUAAGGUUAACGUGGAAGAGGUCAAACCAUACUACAUGUCUCUCAUUGAAAAGUAUUUCCCCGCGAAGCUAAAAUGGUGAGGAGCUGAGUUUAUUAACAUAUGGAAGAGCUUACAAAUGAGAAAAUAAUAAGGACUGUAUGAUCCUAUAGUUGGAUAGUUUUUAGUUUUAUCCUAUCUUACUUUCUGUCUUUUUUUUUAUGUUUUGCGAUGUGAAAAUAUGGUCUGGCUAUGCAAUAAAAGUGGAUGUUUAAGUUCUCUA